Molecule: messenger RNA, 1008 nt
Organism: Triticum aestivum (bread wheat)
Lineage: Eukaryota; Viridiplantae; Streptophyta; Magnoliopsida; Poales; Poaceae
Product: nudix hydrolase 21, chloroplastic
Exons: 1
Coding region: 185-676 (163 amino acids)
Cellular component (GO): cytoplasm; nucleus
Molecular function (GO): pyrophosphatase activity
Source: RefSeq, a predicted model, not a curated record
CCCCAUCUGGCUCAAAUCCAUCCAGCUCCAGCUCCAGCUCCUCCUCCCACCGGCAGAUCCAAAGAUAGCGCCACCGGGCCUCCAUAUUUCAGACAGAGCCCCUCUCCCUCCUCCUCCUCCCUCCCCGUGGAGCUCCAAGAAUCAUCCGACGACAGCAGCGGCCAGGCCAUUGAUUGAUCGUUGGAUGGCGGCGAUGAUGGUGGCGGCGAGGCAGGGGCGCGAGCUGCAGCGGUACAGCGCCAGCACGGGCGGCCGCAUCGUCGUGGGCUGCAUCCCGUACAGGGUGCGCGACGACAACGGCGAGGUGGAGGUGCUGGUCAUCUGCUCCCGCAAGAAGGGCGCCAGCGCGGGCGUGCUGUUCCCCAAGGGCGGGUGGGAGCUGGACGAGUCCAUGGACGAGGCGGCGCGCCGCGAGGCCCUGGAGGAGGCCGGCGUGCGCGGCGAGACGGGGCAAAGCCUCGGCCGCUGGUGCUACCAGAGCCGCAGCUACGAGGCCACCUACGAGGGGUACAUGUUCCCGCUGCGCGUCACCGACGAGCUGGAGCGCUGGCCCGAGAUGUCCGGCCGCGGCAGGACCUGGGUCACCGUGCAGGACGCCAUGGACCGCUGCCCGCACCUCUGGAUGCGCGAGGCGCUCCAGCGGUUCGCCGACCGCGUCGCCGACGCCGCCUUGUAGGCGCUUCUCCUCGAUCGUUCUUCUCGCCGGGCGUGCCUGCAAGUGCAAAGGUCUCCCCGCCCUACGGUUUGUGCCGGCUGGGCUGGGCUCGGCCGCGCGGCGCUGUGGCACUAGCGGUCAGGUCACAGGAACCAGAGCAUUGUACUGUGACUCCUGUACAUUCUUUGCUUGGGAUUCGACCGGGCAUGUAAUCUCACCCACUUCGCCUAAUGUUUUGAGAUCAUAAUAUAGGGACUGCUAGCCAAGAACCAUAACUCGGUUUAUUGGAGUCAGAAUGACCCAUUUUUUCUCUCCAUCAAACUGACUUGAGUCAAAUACAUUUAAAUUUUUCA